AUGGAGAUGAACGGUGUCGGGAUCAUGGGUUGUGAUAAACUUUGGAGGAAAUUGGUUGACAAGGGGAGUGGAAUCAAGAAGGAAUUACAACUACCAUCUACGGUACAUCAAAUAAACCUGCCCUGUCCUGUCGAGCGAGACUCAAGAGUCAAAAGACGUAUGCCGACACAAUCGGUCAAUCUGAAAUCGAGUCCUGUUGCUCUUGCAAAGUUGAGAGCCGUCAUCCAAUCAAUGGCUGCCAUCGAUGACAAUCCAUUACUAUCGCAAUCUAUUAAGUUUUAA
Messenger RNA from Botrytis deweyae, 282 nucleotides. RefSeq lists its product as uncharacterized. The transcript has 3 exons. The record is from RefSeq and is a predicted model, not a curated record. Bases 1 to 282 code for a protein of 93 amino acids. Lineage: Eukaryota; Fungi; Ascomycota; Leotiomycetes; Helotiales; Sclerotiniaceae.